AGUUCUGAGUUCAGUCAUGAUAUGAUCACUUUACCAUCGAUAUUAGCCAAGCGAUGUGUAGCAACCAGAUGGAUGGCAUGUUUGGUCUCGAAAGACGAAAGAAAUAUUAACCGUUGUGGUGGAGUGAAAGUAGAAAUGGACUAGGCCAUAACGAUGGAAACUACUGCAACUGUGACGAUCGGGGAGUUCUCCUCGAAUAAGAACCCAACCGCAACUCAGUUCCUUGCAUUAGACGCGUCGACACAUUUUGAACCUGAAACGGUGAGUGACGUCACGACAGGGAUGAAUGACACGUGGUAUGUUACAACUGGCGUACAGAAUGCCACAAUCGGUACGCAACCCUUGAUUUUGAACGUGACAAAUGGCUACGAAAACGUCAAAUAUAACGCAACGAGCGAUACAACUAGUAUGGCGACUGGCGAAUUGAGUAGUCCAAGUGGCACUGACCACCUGUUGAAUACAACCCAAUGGACAGUUACUGAUAACGCCACCCUUACGACGAUGUCUACCUCUGAAGAAUGGGUAUGGUCUGCUGUUUCAUUCGAGUGGUGGGAGAUUAUUCAGAUUAUUUUAGCCAUCGUAGGCAUCAUCGGAAACUUUCUGGUCAUGUUGGUCCUUUUUCGUCGAAAACGACAGAGUUACUCUACGGAUACCCUGAUAGCGGCGUUGGCUGCCGCUGACUUCACGACGUCGGUCUUCGUCAUACCGCACCCGCAUGCGGUGAUGCUUCCGGAUUCGCCAUUGGGUCAGGUCUACUGUCGGAUCAUCCAUUCCUCUGUGAUCAUGUGGAUAUCUAUCUGUGCCUCGAUAUUCACCCUGACGACCAUCUCGGUCGAGAGGCUACUCGCUAUACGCUAUCCAUUCGUAUUUCAGCGCGUAUUUACAUCACGUCGCAUCGUCAUCGCGAUCAUCAUAAUCUGGCUCGUAGCCGUCGCUAUAAACUCGUUCAGUUUCUACAUCCAUUUCGUUCAGGAUGGAACGUGCGUCACCGUCUUUCCGACGACAGCUAUCCAAAAGGCCAUCGGCGUAACGCUUUUUCUCGUAGAAUACGUCGUCCCCGUCAUCAUAAUGCUAACCGCCCACGCGUUGACGAUAUACAGUCUACGCCAGCGCGCGAGCCCGGUGACCGUCGGCCAAGAGCGAAUGAAACACGCCCAGAAGUUGACGAAGGCACGACAACGCGUCCUCCAAAUGCUCUUCAUCGUCGUCAUCACCUUCAUCGUUUGUUGGACCCCAGAUCAGUUCGGCUUUCUCGUGUUCAAUCUCGGUGUCGUUGGCGUCAGGCACCUCUUUAGCCCCCUCUACCGUUGCUUUGUUGUCCUGGCUUUUGCAAACUCCUGCCUAAAUCCCAUCAUCUACGCGUCCAGGAACCCACGGUUUCGGAAAGCCGUCACGGAUAUCUUCAAAGGCGUCUGCACACCUAGUGGACAGUCACUCUUUGCAGGAUUCGAUGACCAUGAUGACAGCAAGGAAGUGAAUACAGGGGCUUCUGAAUUACCAACAAAUGACCAAUCUCAAUCGCAGGUUUAAGUAAUUCUUCAAUAAAGGCAAGCUUUUAUGAUUGCAACUUCUACGAUUGUCGUCUUUUAGUUGCUAAAAUGAAAACAAGAAAUGAAAGUGGUUAAGCUUGAUGCCCAAAAGGUACGAAAAAUAACCUACAUGUACAUAUACUUUUAAUCCAUGUAUAAAAUCCAGGAUUUUUUUUGUUUGCGAUGUUGACUAGAGUGUGCUAUCUUCGAUGAACUUGAAUUGCAUCUGGAUCCAGGGUUUUCCAAAGGAGGGGGGGGACAUUUUCAUUCAUAAAAAAUAUUGUUAAUAAGCAACAAUAAGGGUAAUAUAGGAGCGCCUUGAGCACCUAACAAGGUGGAUAUGUGCGCAAUAUAAAUACCCUAUAUUAUUAUUAUUAUUAACAAAAAAUGUGUUCACUCCCGACUGAUGGUGAAUUGUGUCAGAAAAAUUUGACAAGUAAGAAAAAGGUCUUAAAUUUUGUAUAUGCACGACAUUUUCCACUAACAAAUAUUUCAUAUGGCUCUCAAGGGGGGUGGCACUGGCUGGAGGGAUGUGCCCUUACCUGGAUCCACCACUGAUCUAGAAUGUUCGCGAGUCUCCAUUGACGAGUGGUGAUAAUAAUCAAUGAUGAUGAUGACGAUGAUGACGGUGAUGGUGGUGAUGAUGAUGAUGAUGGUGGUGGUGAUGAUGAUGAUGAUGGUGAUGAUGAUAAUCAAUGAGGAAGAUGAUGAUCCACAGCAUUCAUAUUUCUGUUAAAAACAUUCAUAGGCGCCAGCUCAUCCAAUUAAGCUAAUUAUUACACAUCUGCUGAAGUAAGUGAGUUUUGAGAAACGAUUUGAAGAGUUCAAUGUUGUCAAUUUCACGGAGUGAAGAAGUGUCCUUCAAGGGUUGAUCGUUGACAAGGUAGAUCGCAAAUCAAGUCAUGAACACCAAAAUAUGUUGCAAAAAAUCUUUCGAGCUUAUUUUGUGCAUUUUUCAUCGCGUCUUGAUGUACCUCUUCCAUCCCUCAUUGCCCACUUUCUUUCUCUUUUGCCCCCUCUUGAUCCCUAUCUCUACCCUCACGUUUUCCCUUUCCCAAAACAUAAAUACGGUAUUGCUGAUCAACUUUGGCAAGUUAUAUAUUAUUUUAAAAUUUCGGAUGUUCUUUUUCAAGCACAAUAAAAUUCUAACAAUUCAUUUUGGGCGACUUAUUGUUAGUCUGCAGGCAUAGACCCUGACUGAAACUUUAAUCAACAAGUGGGUAUCCACGCAAAGACUAGCACAUACAAAACUUGCUGUUUCACGUUAGGGUCUGCAUAAUCUUCAUAAUCUUCCAAAAAUAAAUUCUCAUGCUCAAAAUCUAUAUAGUUUCACCUCAUUUUUUCAGAGUCACUUUCAAUCGGCUGGUAAACGUUGCCAAUCAGCCUCCCAAUGAAACUGCUGACCAGCGCGAGAGGGCCUUCAGUACACAAUGCAUUAUAGGCUGCACAUUCAGACUUUUAACUCGAGUGAAGGAUUUGCAUAGCAGACCAACUUAUCGUUAAUUUUGGAGCGGUUGGUCACACAUUUUCACAAUAUAUGCGUUACAGGAUUCAUCGCUAUAGGUUUCACAGGCCUAAUUCAUUUCUCAUAGACUCGUGUGUUAAAGUGGCACUUUAAAAAAAAUUCAUAAAAAAUAAGGAGGGAAUUCAAGGGUUGAAUGUUUACUUCCAGUGGAUAGGAUACAUGUCUGACAUUCGAUAUCUGACCAGAAAAGGGUACCUCGACCGGCUCAUUUUAAAAAUAAAUUGGCAUUUAUGAAUACUACACCUGACGGGAUCAAAUUCGUCACUUCAGAGAGUAAAAUGGCCCUAAAUAUUCCGCAAAUAAAAAAAUAGUUCCAUAGUAGUGAUAUAUCUUUCCAAUGUGGAAAAAAAGAAGUUCAGUAGGUACCCCCCCUAGAAUCAGUGUUAGAUUGUCAGUCAUAUUAAUUAAUUUUUGUCAAUCAGCAAUAUCAAAUUUAAAAAUUGAGAAUGGGUUGGCUCGAAUGAAUAUCUUUUGCCUGCCAGUUGUGAUUAGGCCCGCGUAACCUAUAGAUAUCAUAAGGCUCGUCAUCGCACAGUUCUAUGAAAACAUCUCUUGCAUUGAAUUUAAUUCAUCUAACUUUAAAUUUUGUAUUUCAUUUUACAUUUCAAACCAUAUUUGUAUAUAUAAUAUAUAUUAUCAUCGCAAAUUAAGAUCUGUUAGACUAAUUCGCUGGUGCUGGCAAUAUCAAACACUUUUCAAUUGGAUUCAAUAAUGUUGUACAUUUCGUAUAUUUUAUUAGAAUGACUUUUAAUUCUACAACUAUUCCCAUUACUUUAUGACACUCUGUAUUAUAUUUCUAUGUAAAAAUGUAUGUGAGAUUGUGAAGAUAAAUAAAAUAAGACGCC
Molecule: messenger RNA, 3899 nt
Organism: Lytechinus pictus (painted urchin)
Lineage: Eukaryota; Metazoa; Echinodermata; Echinoidea; Temnopleuroida; Toxopneustidae
Product: galanin receptor 2a-like
Exons: 2
Coding region: 154-1530 (458 amino acids)
Biological process (GO): G protein-coupled receptor signaling pathway
Cellular component (GO): membrane
Molecular function (GO): G protein-coupled receptor activity
Source: RefSeq, a predicted model, not a curated record